AUGGUGGAAAAAGGAGUGAGAAUGUUGAAGAGACUGAGAGCAUUGUUCACAGUGUGUUGCAUUGUGUUGCCUAUUUUUGUGACUAUUACUUGGCUACACUAUUCAUCAAUCUCUUAUCUUUUUCAAGAAUUUCCCAACUUCAACAACAUCUUGUCUGAGAAAUCCCAGAAAGUUACAGCGGUUAUUUCCAAGGAAGCAGACCCAGCCAUUGCAGUGAAAGUGAAAGACCAGAGAAUUACAUUGGAACCAGAAGACAAUUCUUCCGCUGGUCCAACAAGAGUUGAUGAUGAAGACAAUCAACAGCUUCAUGGACUUGACAUGGCUUCAACAUUUAAUAAUGAAGGAUCAUGCUUAAGCAGAUGUCAAUCUCACUUCUACCGCAAAUCCUCCCUUCAUAAACCCUCUUCGCACCUCAAAUCCAAGCUUCGUCACUAUGAACAUCUGCACACAACCUGUGCACCUUCCUUCUCCUUCAUCAGAAAUCACUACACCAACCCUAAUAAUUCCACCAUCAAGCAUGAUGCUGAUCAUUCUACAAAUUGCAGAUACCUUAUCUGGUCAGCCAUGGAUGGUUUAGGAAACAGAAUUUUAAGCUUGGUUUCUGCAUUUCUUUAUGCUGUCCUCACAGACAGAGUUCUACUUGUCAAAUUUGAAUCUGACAUGGGUGGUCUCUUCUGCGAGCCAUUUCCAAAUUCAUCAUGGUUAUUAUCGCCUAGGGAUUUUCCUGAUCAUUGGGAAGAUGAUGGUGAUCAGGAGCAUAAGGAAUUGUCAACUCAUCAUCGUCCUGUUCUUCAUCUAAGACACACCAAUGAUGAUCACUAUGACUUCUUUCACUGUGGCUCUACCCAAGAUCUUCUGCAGAAAGUUCCUGUGUUGAUUUUGCAGUCGAAUCAGUACUUUGUUCCUUCCCUUUUCACGAUCCCAUCUUUCAGGAAAGAUCUUACAGAAAUGUUCCCAGAAAAAGACGUAAUCUUUCACCUUCUAGGACACUGCCUUCUUCACCCAUCAAAUGUUGCAUGGAAAUUCAUCAGAAACUUCUAUCAGACUCAUUUGGCCAUGGCAAACCAGAAGAUUGGCCUCCAGAUUAGAGUAUUCGACACACACAGAGAACCCCAUCAAGUUGUUCUCAACAAAAUCAUAGCUUGUGUCUCCAAGAACAAUCUUCUUCCUCAAUCAGAUAAGCAAAUUAUACCAGUAACUAAUUCUCCUUCUCUAUCGCAGAACUAUACCUCAAAAGCUGUUCUUGUAAUUUCUUUAUAUUCAGAGUAUGGAGAUAAAAUAAAGGCUAUGUAUAUGGCAAACACAAGUGUAACCAAUGGUGAGGUGAUAAGAGUUUAUCAGCCAAGUCAUGAAGAGCAUCAAAACUCAAAUGAUAACAAACACAACAUGAAGGCCUGGACUGAGAUGUAUCUGCUGAGUUUGUGUGAUGUAUUGGUGACAAGUUCAUAUUCUACUUUUGGGUAUGUUGCUCAGAGCCUUGGAGGUCUGAAGCCAUGGAUUCUGAAUAGGACAUUUGGUGGUGAAGAGGUUCCAUCAUCAGAUCCUCCAUGUGUAAGAGCCAUGUCCAUGGAUCCUUGUUUUCACUAUCCUCCUAAGCGUGAUUGUAGUUCCAAUACUAUUGCCAAUAUUACUUCUUUAUUUCCUCACACUGUGCACUGUGAAGACUUUGGAAAUGGAGUGAAACUUAUUAAUUAG
Molecule: messenger RNA, 1695 nt
Organism: Prosopis cineraria
Lineage: Eukaryota; Viridiplantae; Streptophyta; Magnoliopsida; Fabales; Fabaceae
Product: galactoside 2-alpha-L-fucosyltransferase-like
Exons: 2
Coding region: 1-1695 (564 amino acids)
Biological process (GO): cell wall biogenesis; xyloglucan biosynthetic process
Cellular component (GO): membrane; Golgi apparatus
Molecular function (GO): galactoside 2-alpha-L-fucosyltransferase activity
Source: RefSeq, a predicted model, not a curated record